UCAUGACUCAGGCCCUGUGAGGGGACCAGCCCUCUUGGCGGUCACCAGCAGGGAAGGGGCUAGGUGGUGACAUCAGGGUUGCGGGUAUAAAAGCUUUCAGCCCAAACCGAACCCAAAUGGAAGCUUGAACCUGACUGUGGCCUGCGAUCCUGGGAACUCCUCAGCCGACAUUGCCGCUCCCUGGUGACAGACCCACGGACUCCAUGCUCCACUCUCCUAGCCUUGUGUGGCUCCUGGCCAUGACCUUCUCCUUGGUUCCCAGAGCUCAGCCUUUGACCCCUCAAGACUUGGAUGAAGAUGAGGAAGAAGACGAGACUGUGAGCACGCCCCUGCAGGCCGUCCGCUGUGACUAUGACCGUUGCCGCCACCUGCAGGUGCCCUGCCCCGAGCUGCAGAGGGCUGGCCCGGUGGCCUGCCUGUGCCCCGGCCUCUCUAGCCCCACCCAGCCGCCUGAGGCGCCGCGCCUGGGGGAAGUUCACCUGGUGGCCGAGGAGGGUAGAGCUGUGGUCCACUGGUGUGCACCGUACUCCCCGGUCCACUACUACUGGCUGCUGCUUUGGGAAGGCACUGGGGUGCCCCAGAAGGGGCCCCCCCUCAAUGCUACAUUCCGAAGAGCUGAACUGAAGGGACUGACCCCUGGGGGCACCUAUGUCAUUUGUGUGGUGGCUGGUAAUGAGGCUGGAGAGAGCGAGGUCACUGGGGCAGGGGAAGAUGGCCAGGAGAGGGUGGCCUCCGUUCCCUUUGGGCCCUGCGGCCAGAUCUUUGUGCCACCAAGGCCCACUACCCUGGUCCACACCGCGGUGGGCGUGGGCACCGCUCUGGCCCUCUUGAGCUGUGCUGCCCUGCUCUGGCACUUUUGUCUGCGUGAGCGCUGGGGCUGCCCCCGCCGCCGCCGCCCCACUGCGGGGACUGUCUGAUGGGAACCCGGGGAUGGGAGCCCUCCUAGAGCAAUCAACCCUUCCUUUUGACAGGAGGGCAUGAGCUUGUGCCCACGUGGCACUAAUCUGACGACCAAGCAGAGCCAAGUCCAGACAAUGGGGCCACCACUGAGAUCUCAGGGUUGAGAGCUUUUUUUUUUUUUUUUUGCCCGUCCUGGGCCUUGAUUUAGGGCCU
This is a messenger RNA of Perognathus longimembris pacificus (Pacific pocket mouse), 1113 nucleotides long. RefSeq names its product LRRN4 C-terminal like (gene Lrrn4cl). NCBI's taxonomy places the organism in Eukaryota, Metazoa, Chordata, Mammalia, Rodentia, Heteromyidae. The record is from RefSeq and is a predicted model, not a curated record. Bases 204 to 917 code for a protein of 237 amino acids. The transcript has 2 exons. Gene Ontology annotation, molecular function: protein binding.